AUGGAAACACCAGAUAUGACAAAUUAUAAUAAAUCAUCAAAAGAAAAAGAAUCAUCAUCAUCAGGCAAGACAAAUAAAGAUUCUGAAUCUGAUCUAGUAAAAUCAACAAUUUCAGAAGAAACCUACGUACAACAACAGCAACAAGAAAAAAAUGCAAGAUCGGUUGAACAAACUAUAGCGGAACAGAUUCUUAAUGAAGGGAAUAAGGAGGAAAUGGUGGUGGACGAGGGCAGAAUAAAUGAUAGUAGUGAAAAUGGAUCAUUUGAUGAAGAACAAACAAGCAUCUACAAAGAUUAUGAUAAUGUUAACGGUAAUGAUGGUAGCGUUACCAAAUAUUUUGAAGAUAAAAUCUCAUUACCUUUUAACACGCCAAGGAAUGAAGAUGAUUAUGAAAAUAUUUUCAAUCAGAUUAAACGGAGAAUUGAAUCAUUGUUUAAACAAUUGUUUCAUGCCAAUUUCGAAGAGAGAAUUGAAAACAUAAGACUAGAUUUGCACAAAGAUUUUGAAUUGUUUAAACUGACGAUUAAAGAACUGUUCAAAGAUUCUAAAAAAGAUGAAAAGUUAUCAGAAGAAAAAGAAUCGACCGACAAUAACAACAACAACAAUAAUAAUAGUAGAUUAAUUAGAAAACACGAGAAAAAAAUUAGCGAAAAAGUUGAUAACGAGAUUAACGCAAUUAAAGAUGAUGUUGAAAAUAUGAAAAAUGAAAUUCAAAAAUUGUCUGAUAAAAACGAAAUUUUAGAUUUGGAAAAUGUUGUACAUGAUUAUAAUAACAAAUUCCAAGAGACUGUGGAAAAUAUUUUAAAUAAAAUCACAAAAUUAGAUUAUGAUUUCGAAUAUCUUGGUGAAGAAGUGAAAAGCAAAGAAAAUAAAUUUGAUAAAAGAAUUCAUAAAUUAGAGAGAUACAUUGUUGAUGUUGGUAGUAAAUUGAUCAAAGAAAAACAAACCGAAGAUGUUCGAGAAUUGAUUCAAAUUUUAAAAGAAUUGACAACCAAUUUCAAUGAGAAAUCAACAAAAAUAAUAACCGAAAAUGUAUUUGUCAAACAUUUAAAAGAUGAAAUUUCAACAUUAAAAGAGAAAUGCCACAAGAAAGAGGUCGCUGUCGAGGAAUUGAAAACUCUAAAAUUUGAAAACGAGGGAGAAAUUCGUGAAUUGAUCGAGGAAAAAUGCAAUUACGAGAAGAGAUUUUAUUUGAGUGAAGAUGAACGUAACCGAUUGAUGAGAAUGGUAAAAGAAUUUGAAAGUAAAUUAAGAGAGGUCGAGAAUAAUAAUCAUAUUCAAUAUUACAAAUAUGUGGACGAAAUAAAGAAAUUAAAAGAGUCUUUGAGAGAAUUGGAUCGAUGCAAAGUCCUGGCUUCGAGACGGGCUAAUAUUUUAUUAGUGAUUAUGAUGAUUUUUAUUGUAGUGGGGGCUUAUUUUGCUAGUGACUCAUUGAAUAAAUUGAAGACCUAUCUCGAACCAUUUUCUCAAUAA
Messenger RNA from Entrophospora candida, 1473 nucleotides. NCBI's taxonomy places the organism in Eukaryota, Fungi, Glomeromycota, Glomeromycetes, Entrophosporales, Entrophosporaceae. The record is from the annotation of a GenBank genome assembly.